AUGGAAUACGUGUUGAACGUUACAAACACGACAUCAGAGUGUUCGCUGGUCAACGCUUCCACCGGCGACGCAGCAGCGGCCAACGGCACUAUCCACUCGCCGGUCGCUACACAAAAACACAUCCUGUCGAUUUUCAAAAUGAUCGCCGAUCCCAUUGCCAUGCUGCUGAAUUUCGUACCACUGGUCAUUCUCCUCACCCACAAAAACCUCCAGACACCGUUCUCCGUGUACAUUGUGGUGGUUAUGUUCGCCUCCUUCCUGUACGCCUCCAUCGAAUUUCUGCUGACGAUUCUGGAGACAUACGGGAGUUUUACCGUGGCCUUAUGUUAUGUGCAGCAGUGCGCGCAAUGGCUGAUCAGUCCGCAAUGGUCCAACGCCCAGCUGCAGAUCUGUCUGAACCGUAUCUGGGCGCUGACCUUUCCGAUCUCGUAUAAGGAACGCCAUACGAAGCGGCUGGCUAUUAAGAUCAUCGCGGCCAAUUGGAUUGUGCUGUAUAUUAUCGGAAUCCCGACAAUUGUGGUUAAUACAGUGUAUAAACCGGCAACUCCGGCGAAACCGUUCGUGUCGUGCACAACCGACAUGGUAGCGUUGGGACGGUAUUCGUUCGGCGAUAUGAUUAUUACUCUGACUAUCCCCACCAUUGUCGUCGUUGUUUCUUAUCCGUAUUUAUUGUACCAGCAACUGAAACGGUCGAAAAAGAGGAAAGCAUUAAGUGCGGAAAAUCCAGGAUUACGGGCGCUGAUUAGGGAGGACUUCCAUGCCUUCCUAGUACUGACGACUAUCACAUUCUCGGUAGCAGUAUCGUGGGUGCCGGUGACGGUGUCGUUUACCAUGCUGGUGAUGGGCAAAUUGCGAUUCUCCCCCGAUACGAUGCAGAUAUUCUCCUAUGGAUUGUCACUGGCGGAUCUGGUCAUGAAUCCCUGUUUACUGUGUCUGGCUGUGACCGAUUUGCGCAAGGCAACGCUGCAGGCUUUCUGUUGCGGGUGGAACAAGAAGCGUCAGAACGCCGUGCUGCCGGGAAAAGCGCCGGGUGCAAAGGUUUCGUGA
Messenger RNA from Paramacrobiotus metropolitanus, 1047 nucleotides. RefSeq names its product adenosine receptor A1-like. Gene Ontology annotation, molecular function: G protein-coupled serotonin receptor activity; neurotransmitter receptor activity. The transcript has 2 exons. The coding region runs from base 1 to 1047 and encodes 348 amino acids. NCBI's taxonomy places the organism in Eukaryota, Metazoa, Tardigrada, Eutardigrada, Parachela, Macrobiotidae. Gene Ontology annotation, biological process: chemical synaptic transmission; G protein-coupled receptor signaling pathway, coupled to cyclic nucleotide second messenger. Gene Ontology annotation, cellular component: dendrite; membrane. The record is from RefSeq and is a predicted model, not a curated record.